CAGUUUUGCAACUUCCUAAAUUAGGUAAAAAGCUGCAUCAUCAAGAACCUGCAGAAAACUGAAAAGUUUCUAAAAAUAGUAGUACUGAUCAUCAGGAAAAAUGGAAAGUGGCUUGAGGUCUAAUUCAGCACCAAAAUUGGAAAGAAAGUAUGUGGAGAAGAAUAGAAGGAACAAUAUGAAGAACCUCUAUAAUCAGCUUCAUUCCCUGCUCCUUAAUCAUGCCUCUAGUAAGGAAACAUUGGCAUUGCCAGAUCGAAUAGAUGCAGCAACAAAUUACAUAAAAAGCUUAGAAACCAAAUUGGAGAAGAACAAGAUGUACUUAGAAGAAUUAAGGAUUAGCUGCAGAAAAAGGCCCCGAUCAGUCAAAGCAACUAAUGAGCUGCCCAGCUCAAGCACCAAAUCACUCCCUCAGAUUGAAUUUCACGAAAUGAGUCCAACUAUGUUCGUUGUUUUGAUCACUGGACUUGAUAAUUUAGCUAUAUUUUAUAACAUCAUUCGAUUAUUAAAUGAGGAAGGUGUUGAAGUUUUAUAUUCCAGCUUUUCACUCAAUGGAAAUUCUACUUUGCAGAUUUCUCUUGAAACUAAGGUAAGUAUACCCAUGAAGCAAGGGUUCAUUUCACUUAUGGUUAUUCAACUAUCUUUCAAUUUCACUAAAGUCAUAUAACUAUUUUUUAUCACUUAAAAGUAACUAAACUUUAUCAUUAUCACUUAAAAGUCAU
Molecule: messenger RNA, 719 nt
Organism: Nicotiana tabacum (common tobacco)
Lineage: Eukaryota; Viridiplantae; Streptophyta; Magnoliopsida; Solanales; Solanaceae
Product: transcription factor bHLH162-like
Biological process (GO): regulation of transcription by RNA polymerase II
Cellular component (GO): RNA polymerase II transcription regulator complex
Molecular function (GO): DNA-binding transcription factor activity, RNA polymerase II-specific; protein dimerization activity; RNA polymerase II transcription regulatory region sequence-specific DNA binding
Source: RefSeq, a predicted model, not a curated record